CCAUGCUGUGCAGGUCUAAGCGGACACUGGACACCAGGUGACGCUGGCUUAAGGAGUUAGCAGGGGAUGUGCCCCGUGCUGAGUAGCUGUUCAGUGAACUUCCUUCAUCAUUCUUUUCUGCAACUCCCUGACAGUCUCGCUUUAAUGAAUUCCUUCCUCACCUUUCACUCUGACUUCCCUGCGUCUCUGAACCGACUUCCUCCCAACAGAACCUAACAUUUAUUUGGAGCACAGAGGCAUUUCUCACACAUCCUUUCGUUUAAUCCUCAUGGUGCUCCAGUGGCAUAGAUUUUAUGGUCCACACUGUACAGAUAAGGCAAUUCAAGCCCAGAGAGGUUAAAUGACCUGUAGGAGGCACAUAGCCAGAGUGGAAGAGACAGAAAAGGGAGCCACGGGGUCAAACUGCAGAACUCGUGCUGAACUACCUGCCACAAUAUGUUAGUGGCUCAAUUCUCAAGUUAACCCCCAGGGAGAGGAGACACCAAACAACAGCUCCCCAAACACAGAUGAUCCUCACUCAACAGUGACAUUACUCUGAAACUGUAAUGCUUGCUACGCUCCCAGAAGGCCUACAGGUGGCGCCAUGAGACCGCCCGCUACCCUCUUUUGCAAAUUGGCCUGCAUUUCCUAGCUUGCAACCGGGACCUACCCGGAAGCAGUGCUGCGAUCGGGGGACAUGGUGUUAAACUUUAAAAUAAACUUAAAAACAGUGAGGAGGAAUACUGCUGUGGAAUCUUUCUGCACCAAGCAAGUUUUUGCAUCUGGUACAGAGCCUGUGCAAGCCCUCUCAACCCACUCAUUGGCAGUCGGGUCUUUGCUUUGUGGAGACAAGAUGGACAGAUUCCUGGUGAAGGGAGCUUGCGGGGGCCUUUGGAGAAAGAAAGAGCAGGAGAAUUCUGGAGAAGGCCCAGCAGAGUUGGGAGGAGAUGAGGAAAGCAGCAGGAAACGGCCCAGGAGAGAAACCCCAGGGAAUGGGAAUGGAACUGACUUAGCAGGCCCCAGCUGGCGGCGCAUUCGAGCUGAGGGUCUGGACUGCGAUUACACAGUCCUGUUUGGCAAAGCUGAAGCAGACAGGAUUUUCCAAGAGUUGGAGCAAGAAGUGGAAUAUUUUACAGGUGCACUGGCCAGGGUCCAGGUGUUUGGGAAGUGGCACAGUGUGCCCAGGAAACAGGCGACAUAUGGCGACGCUGGGCUGACCUACACGUUCUCAGGCCUUACUCUGUCUCCAAAGCCCUGGGUCCCAGUUCUAGAGCACGUCCGGGACUGCGUUUCUUUGGUGACUGGAAAGACCUUCAACUUUGUGCUUGUCAACAGGUACAAAGAUGGCUGUGACCACAUUGGUGAGCAUCGUGAUGAUGAAAGGGAACUGGCUCCGGGCAGCCCCAUCGCCUCUGUCUCCUUCGGGGCCUGCAGAGAUUUCUUCUUCCGGCAUAAGGAUUCUCGAGGGAGAAACCCCUCCAGGAGGGUGGAGGUGGUCAGGCUUCAGCUGGCCCACGGAAGUUUACUUAUGAUGAACCCCCCGACCAACACUCACUGGUACCACAGUCUCCCUGUCCGAAAGAAGAUUCUGGCUCCGCGGGUCAAUCUGACGUUCCGUAAAAUUCUGCCUACUAAGAAGUAAAAACAUGUUUCACAUUG
Manis pentadactyla (Chinese pangolin) is the source of this 1638-nucleotide messenger RNA. RefSeq names its product alkB homolog 2, alpha-ketoglutarate dependent dioxygenase (gene ALKBH2). The coding region runs from base 677 to 1621 and encodes 314 amino acids. The transcript has 4 exons. NCBI's taxonomy places the organism in Eukaryota, Metazoa, Chordata, Mammalia, Pholidota, Manidae. Gene Ontology annotation, biological process: DNA repair. The record is from RefSeq and is a predicted model, not a curated record.